AUGACGAUUGAAAUGGCGAUUGAGACGCUGCAAAAGUCUGACGGUCUGUCCACUCACAGAAGCUCUCUUCUCAACAGCCAUCUCCAGUGGCUGUUGGACAAUUAUGAGACAGCAGAAGGAGUGAGCCUUCCCAGAAGCACUCUGUAUAACCACUACCUUCGACACUGUCAAGAACACAAACUGGACCCUGUCAAUGCUGCCUCUUUUGGAAAACUAAUAAGGUCAAUUUUUAUGGGGCUGCGAACCAGGAGAUUGGGCACUAGAGGAAACUCCAAGUACCAUUACUAUGGAAUUCGUGUCAAGCCAGAUUCUCCUCUUAAUCGUCUGCAAGAAGAUAUGCAGUAUAUGGCUAUGAGACAACAACCCAUGCAACAGAAGCAAAGAGUGAUGACUUUUUGAUUUGGGGCAAGACAUAUUUAAUGGGAAGAGACUGGAGGUAAGGAUACUUGUUAAGUGGUUUUAAACAC
Molecule: messenger RNA, 467 nt
Organism: Marmota flaviventris (yellow-bellied marmot)
Lineage: Eukaryota; Metazoa; Chordata; Mammalia; Rodentia; Sciuridae
Source: RefSeq, a predicted model, not a curated record